CACGCAGGGAGGUGACGUAACAUGAACACGUGGGUUUGUUAUUACAGGAAGUAAAGAUGGCGGCUCAGUCCCUACUCUCAGAGUCUGUGAUCGGAUGGUCAAUUUUCACAGUUGUUCUCCUGGUAAUUCUGGCAUUCUGCUGGAUCUACAUUCGCAAAUUUCAGAGUCGACAAGAUAGUGAAGUUAUUUCAACAAUCACAGCAAUAUGUGCAUUGGCCAUAGCUUUGAUAACCUCGGCUCUCCUUCCAGUGGACAUAUUCCUUGUUUCCUACAUGAAGUAUCCCAAUGGUACCUUUAAGCAAUGGGCUGCAAACAAUGAGACAAGAGGACAAAUUGAAGCCACUGUGCUGUAUGGUUAUUACACUCUCUACUCCAUAAUACUAUUCUGUGUCUUUCUCUGGAUCCCAUUUGUUUACUUCUACUAUGAAGAAAAGGAUGACAACAAUGUAAACAAAUGUUCGCAAGUGAAAAAUGCUCUGAAGUACACGGUUGGAUUUGUCCUCGUCUGCGUGGCGCUCCUUUUAAUUGGAGCAUUUGUUCCACUUGAGGCCCCACCUGGACAAAAUUCCACUCAGUGGGAGAAGGUGCAGUACCUUUUUGAUGAGCUUGGCAGUAGCCAUGGUCUUCCUGCUCUAUCCUUCUCGAUCAGCUCUUUGACCUUGAUUGGUAUGUUGGCAGUGAUCACUUACACGGCAUAUGGAAUGUCUGUCAUGCCUUUGAAUCUGAUAAAAGGCACACGAAGUGUCGCGUACGAACGCCUUGAGAACACAGAGGACAUUGACGAGGUUGAACACCAGAUAGAAAAUCUGAAAUCCAAGUGUAAGGAUGGUCGUCCUCUAUCCUCAAAGGACAGACGCAACCUGCAGGAGCUUGAGGGCAAACUACAGGUCCUCCAGCGCAGAGGAAGACACCUGGACAUUGCAGAGAGCCAUUGUUGCUCUAAAGUUGGCAGUGCUCUCAGACCUGUCAAGAUAAUACUUGGGGGUUUUUUCAUCCUGGUUGCACUGCUCUUCACUAUUUCCCUGUUUAUUUCAAAUCUGGACAAAGCACUUCACUCUGCUGGCAUUAGCUAUGGGUUCAUAAUCUUUGGCACCAACCUAACCAAUCCUCUCAAUGAACUUCUGCUGGCUUUACAACCUGUUUUUCCAUUGGAUUACAUCCUAAUUACAGUCAUUACAAUGUACUUUGUGCUGACAUCCAUGGCUGGCAUUCGUAACAUGGGCAUCUGGUUCUUCUGGAUAAGGCUGUACAAAAUAAGACCAAAGAGAACACGUCCCCAGGCUCUCCUCUUCCUCUGCAUGAUUCUGCUGUUGAUUGUUCUCCACACCAGCUACAUGAUCUACAGUCUGGCCCCACAGUAUGUCAUGUAUGGGAGCCAGAAAUAUCUUGCGCAGGCACCCUCAACUGAUCCAGUGUCUGGGAAUGCUACUGUUAGCACUACAAAGAUAUGUGAUGCAGACGCACCUGAGGAUGAGUGCACUGUGACGAGAACCUAUCUCUUCCUACACAAGUUCUGGUUCUUUAGCACCAUCUACUACUUUGGGAACUGGGCUUUUAUUGGGGCUUUCCUUAUUGGCCUGGUAGUGUCAUGCUGCAGAGGAAAGAAAUCUGUGAUCGAAGGAGAGGUGGAGGCCGAUGACUCAGACUUGAGCGAUGAUGAAUAUGUGCACUGAAAAAAAAAAAAAAAAAAAAAACCUUUUCACUUGCAGUCAUAAUUUAAAGGGGACUAAAAAGCAUGUUUUCUUUGACAAAUAAAUGAGUGAACUAAUUAAAUGUAUUAUUCUGGAUUUUUUUUUUCUGGAUACCAGGCUUGGUUGAGUUGACUCGUUCAUCCCCUUUAAUGAGACAGCUCAGACUGAUUGUAGUGUCCUCCUCACUCAAUUUUAUUGACGGCUCGGGGAUUCUGGGAGUGUCUUCCAACUCAAUCCUACUCACAGGAUUCACAUUUCGACAGUCUGACUCAAAUUAGUAGUUCUUUAGGAGAAACACUGACAUGAAACAUUUACUGUUCCAAAACUCAAUGUUUAGGCUUUUUAUGUCGCACAGUAGAUUUUAUUUUUUAUUUUUAUUUUUGCAUCCUUAAAGUACUCUUUCUAGUCCCCUUGAAUUAUUUAUUUAUAACUACAUCUACACCUUCUUUGGUACAUAUUUGAAACCUACCAGUAGUUAUACUUAAUAGCUGGUUGUUAUAAAAACGGUGAUUUUUAUUAAGAGUUAACAUUUGUGACAGUGUGAAAGGCUUGCUUUAAGUUGCAUAAAGUUCAAGUGGAUAUGCUGUAUUUUCUUCCAUCUGCUGUUCUGUAAUGAAGCGUACCUGCGCCUGCGGACCCGCUUGAUGUGUGAAAUGUAAAGAAUCAGUUGCAUCUGUUGUGUUUUCAGAGUUUUUUUUUGUUUUGUUUUUUUGUUGCUGUUUCUGCAGCUUCAACAUGGAUUUUUCGGUGGAACUAGGGAAAAAGAGAAACUGAGAAAUUCAUCAUCUGUAACCGGUUACAGAUUAUGUGUUUUUCUUUUAAGAAAGGCUUUGUGUCAUUUUAGGUUUUACUUUGAAGUUAAUCAGCUGCAGCCUUGUGAAAUAGCUUUUAAUGGCACCUUUUAGCCAUACCCAGAUUUAUUUCUCUAUGUACAUAUCUCAAAUUAAGACCAAAUCAUAAUAUUUUUUUUAAAUGUUUGUGCCUCAUGAAUGCAAACUACUAUGAUGGGCACAUGCACCUUUAUUUGUCCAAGCUUUCAUAACUCAGUUCAGAAGAGUUUCCAGUUUUGAAAAGACCUGGUCAUCUUUACAGACAGUUGCAUAACAAUUUUGGGGAAGCUGUGCUAUUAUUCGAUGGUACCUGUAUUUCAAAAAAUAAAACAAUUUAAAACAUUCUUUGUCUAUUAAAGUUUAUUUAACCAGUU
Molecule: messenger RNA, 2895 nt
Organism: Xiphophorus couchianus (Monterrey platyfish)
Lineage: Eukaryota; Metazoa; Chordata; Actinopteri; Cyprinodontiformes; Poeciliidae
Gene: lmbrd1
Product: LMBR1 domain containing 1
Exons: 16
Coding region: 57-1673 (538 amino acids)
Biological process (GO): protein localization to lysosome
Cellular component (GO): lysosomal membrane
Source: RefSeq, a predicted model, not a curated record